Onthophagus taurus is the source of this 1030-nucleotide messenger RNA. Its product is annotated as synaptosomal-associated protein 29-like. Gene Ontology annotation, cellular component: plasma membrane; SNARE complex. Gene Ontology annotation, molecular function: syntaxin binding; SNAP receptor activity. The record is from RefSeq and is a predicted model, not a curated record. Gene Ontology annotation, biological process: exocytosis; synaptic vesicle priming; synaptic vesicle fusion to presynaptic active zone membrane. NCBI's taxonomy places the organism in Eukaryota, Metazoa, Arthropoda, Insecta, Coleoptera, Scarabaeidae.
AAACUUUUGACGUUUCUAAUAACCUCAAAAUCUAAUUCAUUGUUAAUCUUUGUUCCUUGUUAUAAUUACGGUUUAAAAGCGAUUUAAAACAAAUUAAAUUAGAAAAAUGUCUCGUUACAAUUCAAAAUCAACAAAUCCUUUCGAAGAAGACGACGAAAUCGACGACGAAACCUUCCUAAAAAAUUCUCGACACCCCCAAGGUUCAUUCGACGACGAAUUGAAGAAACUCCAAGAGAAUCGUCGCGAUAUAGAGAAUCGAACUAUAACAAGCACCGAACGUAGUAUAGGGAUAUUAAGGGAUUCCGAGCAGAUUGGGAUUGCAACAGCAGAAGAAUUAGCAAGACAACGGGAGCAAUUAGAACGUACCGAUAAGCGUUUAGAUGAAAUCAAUGCGACUUUGAGGUUUUCCCAAAAACAUAUAAACGGGAUCAAAUCCGUUUUUAGUAGUUUAAAGAAUUUUAUGUCAGGAAAAAGUGAAUCCUCCCCAAAUCUACAACGAGGUGAAUCCAAGGAUGUAGAUUCACCGUUGAAGGAGACUUUGGGGAAUUAUGAUCGAUAUGAGAAUCACCCAAGUACAAGGCUUCAUCAAACGGAAGGUGGGGGUCAAACUCAAGCAUCGGGGAGUAAAAAUAUUAGCGCUAAGUUGGAUGCAAACUUACAAGAAAUGUCCACUUCUUUAUCAAGAUUAAAAGGAUUGGCGACUAAUUUAUCCUUUGAAAUUGAUAAUCAAAAUGAGUUGAUUGAUACAAUUGCAACGAAAACUGAUAAAGCUGAUGUUACGAUUCAAAUGCAAAAUAAGGAUAUGAAUAGAAUAUUGAAGAAGUAAAUGUUUAAUUAUUACAGUAAUAAUUCCAUUUUGAAACACUCAAAGAUAAAAGUAAUUUUUUUUUAAUAUUUUUUUAGUAUUGCUUUAUAAAAAAUGAAAUAAAUAUUGAUUGUAUAAAUGUAAUUUUGUGAGAAUCUAUAUUUAAGUGUAAUAUAAAUAUAAAUGUGCUUAAGAAGGUGUAAUAAAGGUAUCUAUUACUUGUUA